This is a messenger RNA of Malassezia sympodialis ATCC 42132, 1014 nucleotides long. RefSeq names its product ketopantoate reductase family protein. The record is from RefSeq and is a predicted model, not a curated record. Gene Ontology annotation, molecular function: 2-dehydropantoate 2-reductase activity. Lineage: Eukaryota; Fungi; Basidiomycota; Malasseziomycetes; Malasseziales; Malasseziaceae. Gene Ontology annotation, cellular component: cytoplasm. Gene Ontology annotation, biological process: pantothenate biosynthetic process.
AUGGCCGUGCACAUCCUUGUCGUCGGGGCUGGCGCCGUUGGCGGCUUUUAUGCAAGCCGCUUUGAUGCGGAGAGCGCGCAUGUAUCGCUCGUGUGCCGCUCAAACUAUGACGCGGUGCGUGAAGGCGGCCUGCAGCUGCGCACGCACUCGUUUGGCGAUUACACGUUCCGGCCGCGCGAGGUGUACGCGUCGAUCGAUGCGGCUGGCGGCGCACCACAUGCAUGGGACUAUGUCGUCGUUGCGACCAAGGCGCUGUCGACGGACGGUGGCGCUGCCGAGUUUGUCCGGCCGGUCGUGCGUGACAGCACUGCGCUGGUGCUCGUGCAGAACGGCGUCGACGUUGAGCGGCCGUUCCGCGCCGCUUUCCCGCACACGCCGAUUAUCAGCGCAGUGACGGUCAUUAGCGCUGCGCUCGAGGGGCCCGCGACCGUCACGCAGUUCCGCUGGACGCGCAUUAGUUUCGGGCCGUACGUCGAGGACCUGCGGGGGGGCGCCGAGACCGACGCUGCUCGCACGCUCCUGGCGCGCGGCGAGGAGGGCGCACGUACCAUGGCCGAGCUGCUGACGCGGGGCGGCAUCAAGGACGCCGAGGUGUACGAUGCUCUGCACCUGCAGAUGGUGCGCUGGCACAAGCUGUGCAUCAAUGCAUCGAUGAACGUCUCGGGCGUCCUCGCAGGCGGCCGCGGCAACGCGGAUAUGGUGCGUGAUCCCGUUCUGCGUGCGCACAUCGAGGCGUGCAUGCACGAGGUGCUCGAGGCGGCGCCGCGCGUGUUCGGCCGCGCACUUCCGGACAAGCUGGCGACGCCCGAGGCCAUUUUGCGCAGCACGGAGCGCAACACCGGCAGCCUAUCGAGCAUGGUGCAGGACUGGCUCGCGGGCCGCCCCCUCGAGCUCGAGGCGAUCCUGGGAAAUGCCGUCCGUCUCGGCGAGGCGCAUGACGCGCCGAUGCCGCGGCUACAUGCGAUGUAUGCGCUUCUUCAGAGUGCACAGGCGCAGCGCGCCAGGGAGCAUUAG